AUGAGACGAAGCUACGAAUUACGACUCGAGGAACAAACCCGCAAGUUUGAAGAUUUGCAGGCCAUGUCUAUCCCAAACUUGAGCAGUUUGAGAAGCAAUCAUCAUCUUAACCCACAACAACAAUUACAAGAACCUCAGCAAGUGUUACCACAACAAAGUAGCGUAAUGAAUUUGUUGAACCAAGACUUGGGAAAUAAUAUGGUUACCAUGGACAACAAUAUGAAUAUGAGUGCCGCUGUGGAUGAUCAAAGAAGCGAAAGUACCAGUGAGGAAAGUGCUGACGAUAUAAACAAUAACGGGCAUCUUGCUAGAACGCGUCGUCAAACCAGACAUACCCAACAACAACAGCCAAAACAACAACAACAACAACAACAACCACCACCACAUCAUCACCACCAUCAUCACCACCAUCAUCAGCAAGUUGCCCCAGUUCAUAUUUCAAAUGGGGUACAUAAAGUUGCUAAUCAUAGCGUGUUAGUGAAUAAUGACAUGGGUUCCUCGCCUUCCUCGACAUCCUCGGCAUCUUCUGCUCUGAUUUCCAAUAAUAAUAUUAUCAAUACUACCAAUUCAGCCAGCCGCAAGCGUCGCCGUAACAACCCAAUAAUUGCAACUACCACUGUAGUUACUCCUGCUACAUCAACCAGAGCUUAUCGUUGUCCAGACUGCAAUGAGCUUUUCGCCCUAAAGAGAGAGGUCACUACUCACCGAGCGUUUGUUCAUACUGGAGUACAAUUAUAUCCUUGUUCACAUUGUGGGAAAACUUGCACUACAAAGCAGCUUUUGACGAACCAUAUCAAUGGAGCCCAUUUGGGUAAUCGUCCAUUUUCUUGUGAGUACUGUGAUAAAGGAUUUGUAUCGAAGCAGAACAUGGAAGCGCAUAGGGACAGAAUUCAUCUCAAAAAGAGGCCAUUCAAGUGUGACAAAUGUGAUAAGGAAUUUUUUAGUAAAUAUGACCAUGCUAAACAUCUGUGCUGA
Saccharomycopsis crataegensis is the source of this 975-nucleotide messenger RNA. RefSeq lists its product as uncharacterized. Lineage: Eukaryota; Fungi; Ascomycota; Saccharomycetes; Ascoideales; Saccharomycopsidaceae. The coding region runs from base 1 to 975 and encodes 324 amino acids. The record is from RefSeq and is a predicted model, not a curated record. The transcript has a single exon.